This is a messenger RNA of Camelus dromedarius (Arabian camel), 11719 nucleotides long. RefSeq names its product zinc finger protein 236 (gene ZNF236). Gene Ontology annotation, molecular function: DNA-binding transcription factor activity, RNA polymerase II-specific; RNA polymerase II cis-regulatory region sequence-specific DNA binding. Gene Ontology annotation, biological process: regulation of transcription by RNA polymerase II. Gene Ontology annotation, cellular component: nucleus. The coding region runs from base 1571 to 6439 and encodes 1622 amino acids. Lineage: Eukaryota; Metazoa; Chordata; Mammalia; Artiodactyla; Camelidae. The transcript has 27 exons. The record is from RefSeq and is a predicted model, not a curated record.
UAGUUGGUGUACAAUAUUAUACGUUACAGCUGUAUGAUGUAAUGAUUCACAAGUUUUUAAAGGUUAGACUCCAUUUGUAGUUACUAUAAGCUAUUGCCUCUCUUCCCCGUGUUGCACAUCCUUGUAGCUUAUCUUACACCUGAUAGUUUGUACCUCUUAAUCCUCCACCUCCAUUUUGCUCCUCCCUCUCCCCAUCCUCGCUGGUAACCACUAAUUCCUUCUCUACAUCUGUGCGUCUGUUUCUUUUCUGUUAUAUUCGCUUGUCUGUGGUACUUUUUAGAUUCCACAUGUCAGUGAUCUCUUACAGUAUUUGUCUUGCUCUGGCUGACUUACUUCACUCAGCAUAAUGCCCUCCAGGUCCAUCCAUGCUGUGCACCAGAAGCUAACACAACAUUUUAAAUCAACUGUACUUCAGUUAAAAAGCAAACAAACAACACAUUUAAGAUACGGGCAGAAGAACCGAACAUUCUUUGAGAAGAGGAAAUGCGAUGGCCAACAGGAGCAUGAAAAGCUGCUCAGCAUCACUAAUACCAGGGGAAUGCAAAUCAAAGUCACAGUGAGACACCGUCUCACACCUGUCGGAAUGGCCAUCAUCAAAAAGAACACAAAUAACAAAUUUUGGCAAGGAUGUGGAGAAAAGGGAACCCUGGUACACUGUUGGUGGGAACGCAGAUUGGUGCAGCCACUGUGGAAAAGAAUAAAUAUGGAGGUUUCUCAAAAACCCAAAACCAGAACCACCACAUGGCCCAGCAAUUCCAGCCCUGGGCACAUACCCGAGAAUAAUACCUUUGUCGGUCACAGCCCAUCAGUCUGAAUGUUAAUGUAUUUCAUCCCGUUAGCAAACCUGAAGCACAGACAUCGUCAAGUGUAAGGACUUGAAAGACAAGAAGUAAAAUUUGGGAAGAAAGUAUUUUUCCCAUUGCUAGUAUUGCCACCCUUACGUACAGCUCCAUUCACAUUGUCUAUCAAGCAGAGUUCUGGUCGGCUUAUUUCCCUCCCUGUUGCGUGUUAACUGUUUCAGUGAAACUGAUGUUCCCACUUUCUUGUCUCCAGAUAAUACUGAUUUGUAAACCUCUGGAAAUACUUCUCUUGAGCCGGUUAACCUUUGCUCUUAUUAAUUGUCAUGAUUUGGUCCUACUUAGCCUAACUGUAGAUUAUGAAGAAAUCUUUAAGCAAGACAAAUAUUUUAUCAUGGAUUAUUCAUUUUAUAUAGCUGUCUUGGAGAAUGAAAAGUACGUUCCUAAAAGCAAAUGUGUAUCGUUUUAUUUUCUCCUGGGAGUGAAUCCUUCAGUAACACUAAGAUGAAGAAAUCCCUGCAUACGUCAUAGAGUUUGUAAUCAGAUUCAGAAUUUCAAAUGCAGUGAGUUACUUUUGAAAACUAAGUUUUAUCAUCCAAGACCAGAGACACGGGGACGAGCUGUAAAUGUCAGGUUGCCGCUGGCUCUCAGGGGAGUAAAUUUGGCCGCGUGGCUUACCCUUGAGGAGCUGCCCUGCAUGAAGACGGCGGCUGAGCAGCGGUAGUGUGUCUGUGCAGCACCAGGAAUCUAGGUGGACUCAGAACAGCCCUGGGAUGUGCCCGCAGGUCAAGAAUGGCCCUACUUAUAACUGUACGGAAUGUAGUUGUGUGUUUAAAAGCUUGGGCAGCCUGAACACGCACAUCAGCAAGAUGCACAUGGGCGGGCCGCAGAGCGCCGCCGGCGCCGCAGAGGCAGCCCACGUGCUGACGGCCACGCUGUUUCAGGCUUUACCUCUUCAGCAGACGGACGUCCAAGUCACGUCCGCGUCGAGCCAGCAGGGCUCGCAGGCAGUGACGGACGUCAUCCAGCAGCUGCUGGAGCUGUCAGAGCCGGGGCCGGGGGAGGCCAGCCAGCCCCCUCAGGCUGGCCAGCAGCUCAGCAUCACCGUGGGGAUCAGCCAGGACAUCUUACAGCAAGCCUUAGAAAACAGUGGGCUGUCUUCAAUUCCAGUUGCAGCGCCUCCUAGCGAGCCCAGCCACGCCAAGACCUCGGCGGCACAGGGGCAGAAUCCUGCCGCCCCCGACGUUUCAUGUGAGCCGACGGACCCUGUGGACACAGAGCAAGGAAAAGAGCAGGAAAGCACAGAGAAGUUGGAAAAGAAGGAAAAAAAGAUUCUGAAGAAGAAAUCACCAUUUCUACCUGGCUCCAUCCGUGAGGAGAACGGCGUCCGAUGGCAUGUGUGUCCCUACUGCGCCAAGGAGUUCCGCAAGCCCAGUGACCUGGUGCGCCACAUCCGCAUCCACACCCACGAGAAGCCCUUCAAGUGCCCACAGUGCUUCCGAGCCUUUGCCGUGAAGAGCACCCUGACCGCCCACAUCAAGACCCACACAGGCAUCAAGGCGUUCAAGUGCCAGUACUGUAUGAAGAGCUUCUCCACCUCGGGAAGCCUCAAAGUGCACAUCCGCCUGCACACAGGAGUCAGACCCUUUGCUUGUCCUCACUGUGACAAGAAGUUUCGAACCUCAGGACACAGGAAGACUCACAUUGCUUCCCACUUUAAGCACACGGAGUUAAGGAAGAUGAGGCACCAGCGGAAGCCUGCCAAGGUUCGCGUGGGCAAGGCCAGCGUCCCGGUCCCCGACAUUCCCUUGCAGGAGCCGAUUCUCAUAACAGACGUAGGUCUUAUCCAGCCCAUUCCAAGAAACCAGUUUUUUCAAAGUUAUUUUAGUAAUAAUUUUGUAAAUGAAGCAGAUAGACCGUACAAGUGUUUUUACUGUCAUCGUGCAUAUAAAAAAUCAUGCCAUCUUAAACAACACAUCAGGUCACACACAGGUGAGAAGCCCUUUAAGUGUUCCCAGUGUGGAAGAGGCUUUGUUUCUGCCGGCGUGCUCAAGGCACAUGUCCGCACGCACAGCGGCCUCAAGUCGUUCAAGUGUCUGGUGUGCAACGGCGCGUUCAGCACGGGCGGCAGCCUGCGGCGGCACAUGGGCAUCCACAGCGACCUGCGGCCCUACAUGUGCCCCUACUGCCAGAAGACCUUCAAGACCGCGCUCAACUGCAAGAAGCACAUGAAGACCCACAGGUAUGAGCUCGCCCAGCAGCUGCAGCAGCACCAGGAAGCCGCCGCGGUGGAUGACAGCCCCUUGGACCAGCAGGGCACGCCUGUCCCCACCCAGAUGCAGGUGGAGAUCGAGGGCUCCGCGCUGCAGCAGAGCGCCGGGGCCGUGGCAGCCGCGCCCGCCGCCCUGCUGGACCUGGAGCCGCCCCACGUUGUGGUGGAGGAGGCGGGGCUCGGCCAGCAGAUAACAGGCCAGCCCUUGGAGGCGGAUGAAGAUGGGUUUGUGGCCCCGCAGGGCCCCCUGCAGGGGCACGUGGAGCAGUUUGACGAGCAGGCGCCCCCUCAGCCAUCCUUCCAGCCGGCGGGCUUGUCACAGGGUUUUACAGUGACCGAUACAUAUAAUCAGCAGACUGCGUUCCCACCCGUCCAGCAGCUGCAGGACUCCAGCACGCUAGAGUCUCAGGCCCUCUCCACGAGUUUCCACCAGCAGAACUUACUUCAGGUCCCCAGCUCUGAUACGAUUAACGUAACAACUCGUUUGAUUCAAGAGUCAUCGCAGGAGGAGCUGGACCUGCAGACCCCACGCCCCCAGUUCCUGGAGGAGAGCGAGGAGCAGAGCCGCCGCUCCUACAGGUGUGACUAUUGCCACAAAGGCUUUAAGAAGUCCAGCCACUUGAAGCAGCAUGUCCGCUCACACACUGGGGAGAAGCCGUACAAGUGCAAGCUCUGUGGACGUGGCUGCGUCUCCUCUGGGGUCCUCAAGUCCCACGAGAAGACACACACAGGCGUGAAGGCCUUCAGCUGCAGCGUCUGCAGUGCUUCCUUCACCACCAACGGCAGCCUCACCCGGCACAUGGCGACGCACACGAGCAUGAAGCCGUACAAGUGCCCGUUCUGCGAGCAGGGCUUCCGGACCACGGUGCACUGCAAGAAGCACAUGAAGAGGCACCAGGUGGCCCCCUCUGCGGGCUCAGCGUCCGGAGAGGGCGAAGGAGCAGAGAUGGGUCUGGAGGAAGAGGAAGAAAAUUCCGAAAGAAAUGGGUCUAGAAAGGCUCGUCCCGAGGUCAUCACCUUCACAGAGGAGGAGACGGCGCAGUUAGCCAGAAUUCGGCCGCAGGAGAGCGCCACGGUAUCUGAGCAGGUGCUGGUGCAGUCGGCCGCCGAGAAGGACCGCAUCAGCGAGAUGAAGGACAGGCAGGCGGAGCUGGAGGCCGAGCCCAAACACGCCAACUGCUGCUCCUACUGCCCCAAGAGCUUCAAGAAGCCCAGCGACUUGGUCAGGCAUGUUCGAAUCCACACUGGAGAAAAGCCAUAUAAAUGCGAUGAGUGUGGGAAGAGCUUCACUGUUAAGUCUACGCUGGAUUGCCACGUGAAGACCCACACAGGUCAGAAGCUCUUCAGCUGUCAUGUGUGCAGCAACGCCUUUUCCACGAAGGGCAGCCUGAAGGUCCACAUGCGCCUGCACACGGGCGCCAAGCCCUUCAAGUGUCCGCACUGUGAGCUGCGCUUCCGCACAUCUGGGCGGAGAAAGACGCACAUGCAGUUUCAUUACAAACCCGACCCGAAGAAAGGCAGGAAGCCCGUGACCCGGAGCUCAUCGGAGGGCCUGCAGCCCGCGAGCACCCUGCAGGCGUCCUCCUCGGACCCCAGUGUGUUCAUCAUGAACAACUCUGUUCUGGCAGGACAGCUGGACCAGGGUUUGCUGCAGCCCGGGCUGGUGGGCCAGGCCGUUCUGCCUGCCUCCGUGUCAGCUGGUGGUGACUGGACCGUGUCUUUGACAGACGGAAGCCUGGCCACCCUGGAAGGCAUCCAGUUACAGCUGGCGGCUAACCUGGUUGGGCCAAAUGUUCAAAUUUCUGGAAUUGAGGCCUCCAGCAUUAAUAACAUCACACUGCAGAUUGACCCAGGCAUCCUGCAGCAGACCUUACAGCAGGGCAGCUUGCUUGCUCAGCAGCUGACGGGCGAGCCCGGGCUGGCCCCACAGAGCAGCUCUCUUCAGACGCCAGACAGUACGGUCCCAGCCAGUGUUGUCAUCCAGCCCAUCUCAGGCCUGUCCUUACAGCCCACGGUGACGUCUGCCAACUUGACCAUAGGCCCCCUGUCGGAGCAGGACUCCGUGCUGACCACCAGCAGCAGUGGGACGCAAGACCUCUCUCAGGUGAUGGCGCCACCGGGCCUGGUGUCCACCUCCAGUGGCCCCCACGAGAUCACCCUGACCAUCAACAACUCAAGUCUGAGCCAGGUCUUGGCGCAGGCUGCCGGGCCCGGCUCGGGGGCGUCCUCGGGGUCCCCGCAGGAAAUCACCCUGACCAUCUCUGGUCAAGACCUUAUUCAGCACAAUUCUAACGGAAGCAGCGAGCUGAACGGAAGCAUCAGACUGUCAGCGCCUGCCGUCAGUCAUCCGUCUACAGGCGCCACCCUGACGAUCAGCAACGAGCAGCUUCUCUCUCAGAGCGCAGCGCUGGCCUCUUCAGAACUUAACACUGCAACUGGAAGCCUUCCUUCGACCACACCGAUGUCCCCAUCCUCCAUAUCUGCUCAGAACCUGGUCAUGUCCUCCUCGGGAGUUGGGGGAGAGGCCAGCGUCACCCUGACUCUGGCUGACACUCAGGGCUUGCUCUCCGGGGGGCUGGACACGGUCACGCUCAACAUCGCUUCUCAGGGGCAGCAGUUCCCAGCCUUACUGACGGAGCCCUCUCUGUCAGGCCCUGGGGGAGCAGGCUCGCCCCAGGUCAUCCUCGUGAGCCAUACCCCACAGCCACCAUCUGCCACCUGUGAGGAGGUCGCCUACCAGGUCACGGACGUCUCUGCCAGCCUGGCCGGGGGCGGCCCACCCGAGAAGGAGGGCCGGCUGCACCAGUGCCUGGAGUGCGGCCGCAGCUUCGCGUCGGCCAGCACGCUGCUGCAGCACAGCAAGGAGGCUCACGGCCGCGAGCGCAUCCACGUGUGCCCCGCCUGCAGCAAGGCCUUCAAGCGCGCCACGCACCUCAAGGAGCACAUGCAGACGCAUCAGGCCGGUCCUUCUUUGAGCUCUCAGAAGCCGAGAGUGUUUAAAUGUGACACUUGUGAAAAGGCGUUUGCCAAACCGAGCCAGCUGGAGCGCCACAGCCGCAUCCACACAGGGGAGCGGCCGUUCCACUGCACCCUGUGCGAGAAGGCCUUCAACCAGAAGAGCGCCCUGCAGGUGCACAUGAAGAAGCACACGGGCGAGAGGCCCUACAAGUGCGACUACUGCGUCAUGGGCUUCACGCAGAAGAGCAACAUGAAGCUGCACAUGCGGCGGGCCCACAGCUGCGCGGGGACCUUGCAGGAGCCUGCCGGCCCGCAGGAGCACGGAGGGGAGGCACUGAGCCGCGCCCUCCACCUGGACGAGGUGGUGCAGGAGCCCGCGAGCGAGUGGCAGGCCCUGGCCAACGUGUUCUGAUGCAGCAGCGGCCCCAGGAUGUGUCCAGGGAGAGUGUGGAGAGCAGCAGAGCAUUGGGGUUUCUGUUCUGAAACUUCAAGUGUUAAAAAUGUUACCACAAUAGCUUUUUUAGGUAUAAAAUUAUCUACAGAAUCACUGACUUUCAGAGACUUGUAGGAAAAGCUGGGAAAGAUGGAAGCACGUCGUGCCUGUUUGUUGGCAGAUCCCUGAACUCAGGUCCCGCAGCAGCGUCACCCCCUCCGCGGCCAGUGCGUCUGGUUAAAGAGAAAUUAACUGGAUCUCACUUACACUGUGGUUUCUCGUGUUAGCAGAGAUGGACGUUAACGUGGAAAAAACAAGAUAGGGUUUCCUUCAUGCUUUCUGCUGUAAGAAGCAUAGCUCGUAACACAAUCUUAAGGUAGGUGCAUGAAGUUCAGAAAAAAUGUUAGGACACAGGGAAGCUUUUUCCAUUUUUUUCCUCUGUGAACUUUGAAAUUAGUAGAAAUUGACUCCUUGUAGUCUACCGUAAGUUAAUAUAACCAAUACAUUGAGAGGCGGCGGGACCAGUUCUCUCCAUGGCAAACGUCUAAUCAGUAGUUGCAAGAACGCGGUGUCUGGGGCGUGAGCCCGAGGAACAGAGCGCACCUGACACACAGACAGGGAUCAGACUGUCCGCAGGGUGAGGCCGCACUGGCUGCACGCGUCGCCUGUCGGGCUCGCGGGCUGAGUCACUGCAGGAAGCACAGCCCGGCGCUGCACACAGGAAGCCGGAGCUGUCCCCGGAGCAGAGUGGCUGUGGCCCUGUCCCCCAGCCCCUGAGAAGCAGGCUUGUGCUUCAAGGAGGAGGCCCCGCACCAGCACUGCGCGCUCUCGGCGUGCAUAAGCAGGUGUGUUUCUAUUUCAGGGAAUAGUCUUCAGUGUCAUCAAUGGUGCCACGUUCAACACGUCCCAAACCAAAUCCUCCCCCGUGCGGGGCGGAGGGCGCCGUUCCCACAGCAUUCCAAAGACGGAAAGUUCUCUACUUCACGUGAAUCUCUCCUUUGAAAUUAUUUAUAUGUUCUAUAUAUAAAUACAUAUGUACAUAUACAGAUAUAUGGGCCUCUGUGUGGCUGAACAGUAUAUUUUGUAAAUAAGCACUAGUCCCCGUUACAGAGAGCGCAGCAGAGUUUUUACCUCCCAGCGAGCACUUGAGAUCAGUAUUAUAUUCAUUUUACUCAUAAAUGGGGGUCCUUGUCAUUGUGACAUGGAGCUGGGGUUGGGUUUUGGUUUUGUUUUUGUUUUUUCUGGAAAAUAAUUGCCUUUAUUUCCUCUCUCGGCCUCACUGAUUUCAGAGGAGAGCAGUUUUAUUAUAAACAUUGUAUGGACCUUGUAUAUUAAGAGAGGGGCUCAUUUUAGAUUCCUGAAGAAAAACCCACUUCACUGUCACUUUCUGAAGGGGCAUCUCUCGAUUUUUUUUGUUGUCCACACUUCUGGGGUAUGUAUAUAAGUAAUAUCGAUGGUGAUAUAAAAACUUUUGUUAUGUGAAGAUAUUUAAGUCAGAAAACUGUUAAAUAAUAUUCCUUUUUUUUUCAAACUGCUUUGUGUAUUGUAUAUUUUUUUAAGGAAAAAAAAGCCUUAUUUGACUUAUUCUUGUGAUACUGGACUUAUAUCCUGAGGCUUUCCUUGAAUGUCAGUGUGUAUACCUGGCUAUAGUCAGUGUAUUCAGAAUAAUUGUAAUUGUGCCAGAGUUUUAAAGGUUUGGCUUUUAAUGCACUUUUCUUUUAUAAUUUUGUAUUAAAAUAUUUUAGAAAUGUUUAUUAAUUUUGGUGAACAGAUAUCUCCAAAGUUGAAAUUAUUGAAAUUUAAAAAAUUUUGUUCUUGCUAGGUUAUUUAUUUUGGUUUUAGCAUUAAAUGUCAUCUCAGGACAGUCUCUAAAAGGGGUUUGUUCAAUUCCUGAUGAUGUAGAAAGCGUAGCUCAGCGAGCUGUACUGUUGGUGCCCUGCCUGCCUAUGUGAGGCCUUACCCGGUGAAUCUAAAGCCUGCUUUUAUUUUGGUUAAAGAAAAAAAAAAAUCUAUCAAUAAUCCAUUUUGUGAGUUUUCCGAAUUUAUUAUCAGGCAAACACAAGACCUUAAUGUAUUAUUUUUAUUUACUUCCUAAUUAUAAAAGCUGCUUCUUUGCAAAACAUUCCUUGAAAAAUAAGGUUUUGUAAAGACACACUUUCACUUGAACUCUCGGUGGAGUGGGGCGCAGGCGUAUAUGUGUGUGUUUUACUGGUUGGUAACACAGUCUUCUGACAGGAGGCUUCUGGCCUCCUGCAUAACCAGGGUUUUGAGGAUAGAUAAUUGUAUUUUUUAAACUAUUUCAUCAUAGCUUUGGAAUAAUAAUAAAUAAAAAAAUGGAAGUUAGGAAAUGUGAUUUUUUUUCUUUUAAAAUAUUUUAUAUUAAACAGUUUGGCACAUGAGUUCAUUUCCAGGUCAGAUCCUGUUCACAGAGCACUUCAGUGAUGCUUUCCUUCCCUCCAUGAGGAGCAGGUGGUGAGCGCUGCCCCUUGCAGGGCCUCCUUGAAGAGCUUCAGGACAUGGUGUGAUGGCAGUCAGCCGCAGGGUCACUGCUGUCCUCUGCACUGUCCCCGUCAGCCACACUCAGCAGUGCCCUGGUCAUGGGUACGGAACCUUAGAAGUGCACGGCUGUCUGACCCACUCCCUUGGUGAGGUCACUGCCAUGCUGUCAGUAAGCGGGGAGCACGAGUUACCUUUCACAGCAUCUGAGCUGGGCCAGGGCCCUGCUGCCCUGGAGCCGAGGGGGAGUGUGGCCUCCCACUGCCGCACGGUGCAGAGGUGGCCCUGUCAUGACAGGGCAGUCGGGGAGAGUGAAGACCUCCUUUUCCACACUGGACGCCCCGCCCCACGAGGUGCCAUGGUGCAAGGACAGCGCUUCCAGGGGACAGCCUGCGAGCACGGUGCCCACCGUGGCCAUCAGCUCGGCGGGGAGCCUGUCACACAUGGCCAGUCACUCUCGGGGCGGGAAAUCCACCCGAGUUGGUCAUUCCCACGUUCCCUCGCAUUUCUGCGUCAUCCCGUCUCAGCGCUUAACUAGCCAGCAUUUCUUUAGAACAGUAUUUUGUAACUGUUUUUAAGGAGAUGCGGACUUGAGUUUAACAGUGAUACCCAGUGUCCUCUGACUUCUGAGCUCACACGUGCAGUGUUUACAUGCGGGAGACGUGUGCCUGGUACCCGGACCAGGUUUCAGGAAGGAGGUGGGCUUCUGCCCUUCCACGGCUUUCCUCUUCGCAGAAGCGUGUUCAUAACUCACAAAGAUAGGUCAACGUGUUUAACACUAAACGAUCAUCACUCAGGGUUAUGUAAAUAACACGAUUUUAAGGAAAUGUAUGUGAUACAUAGAACUGCUUUCUGGUGGUUAUUUUUGGAAGUCUCAUGCCUGCUGUUUGCAUCGUCUUUCUCAGAAGUUUAUUUCAAAGUACUGUUCCCCUGGCUCCACCCCCAAUCCCUGCCCCAAAAGAGUUCGUGCAGGGCCACCCACCGCUGAUCUACCCUCUUGGUGACCUCUGCUCUGCGAAGUGCGGUGGGGCGGAGGCACCAGCUGAGGCGCCUACACUUCCCUCUUUGCCGCUUGGUCUCUAUUCAUGGAAUGUAGGCAUUUUGGCGUUUACAGAAAAAAGUUUCAAAAGUGUUUCCAUACACAUCUGGGGCCUCUGUACCUUUACUGAAUUCCAGUGAAAAUUAGCAUUUAAACAUCUAGCUGCAGCAUUCAUACACCGGCUCACACGUGGCUAUGCGAGCUUCCUGCCCGGCCCUGCCCACACGGCCCCGCCACACCCUGCUCCCCAGACACCUGCUGCCCCUGGCGGGAGGCGCCCCAGCCGUUUCAGAACGUGAGUGAUUAGGUCCUGAAAGCACCAAGAGUUAAAAAGCAAGUGGCAGGAGCAGGAGGCAGUAAUCAUGAAAUACUUUGCUAUUUAGUCUCUUUUACGUGUAACACUUCACAGCACGAAGGCUUUUGUAUUAAGAUUUGUAAUCUACUUGAUAAAUUCAGAAGUGACAGUGAUUCAUUCUUGAGUCACCAUUAAAAGACAUUUUUAAAGUUAAUUUUUUUCAAUUUACGGAAGAAUCCUUUUUUAUCUUUAAAAUUGUUUCAUGGUCUGUUUAUACAUUGGAUGGUAUUUAUUUAAUCCAGUUUUGUACUAGAGAUGGAUAGAUAGCUAUGCCAAAAGCCACUGUACUGGCUUUAAGAAUAAUAAAGAGAGUUUUUGUAUUAUUUUAAAACUCCUGGGUAUUUACUUAUUUGGGCUCUGGGUGAGUCGCAGCAUUUAAAGGUGGACGUUUUCCCUUGUCCCCUUGUCAGCGUGGGUUCACCUAGUACAGUGCUGAGUUUGGGCUAAAUUCAGACCUGUGGGGGCUGAGUGGUCUGAGGAUGCCUUGUCUUCCGGCCUUGAGGGUAUUUUUCACUUUAUCUUGUUUGUAAAGUGUUUAAAGGAGGCUUGAAAUGACAUGAAAAUCAAUCAUAAUUGUCAGGGGACCUGUUCAUGCGUCACGGGAUACUGGACUGUCCCAGAAAUGCCAAUGGAGUUAGUUUAUAUAUGAAGUUUAUGGUUCACAGAGUCAUUGUCCUGUUGAAGUAACAAAUUAAGGACAUCUUUUUCCUAGUUGGCCGUAUUCCUAGGACGGAGGAGGGACUCCGCACGGUUCUGGACUGAGGUGGUGGCUCCUGUCUCCCGCUGGUACUCAGACUGCUGUCUGAGAACCCGCCCCUCGCAGGUGCUGGCUGGCAGCUCUGCGCCGCGCCCGGGAGGCAGCUGCGCGUGGCGGCUCCGAGACACGCUUCCCGCUUUCCCCCGAUCCACAGACCAGGGUAAAAGCCAAAUGAGACAGCUGUGCAAGUAUCAUUAAAAGUGUAUUAUUUUAUUUCGAUAUUCGAGAACAGGGCACACUUCCCACAAGACCCAGCGCCAGAGCUCUUGCCGCCUGGCGGGUGCUGCGAGCUGAGAUCAUUUGGUGGUCAGCUCAAGGUGCAGUGUGUGUGUCGAGCGAUUUGGAGGUUUUGUUUCUGAAAUUUUACUUUUUUUUUUUUUUUUUUCUUACCCUCUCAUCAUGGAGGCUUUGUAUUAAUAGACAUUCUGUUAAACCCACACUAAACAUUGGGAAUUAGAACGGAUUAGAGACGCGUCUGGGCUUUAUGUCGACUGUUCCCCGACUUCGUUCUAGGGAGGGUGACGUCGGUGCGGGGGCUCUUUGGAAAGUUCAGAGGAGAGAUGCUAAAAUCAAAAGGCAGGAAUCAGUGUGUUAUGGAGGGGGAGCAAGGGG